Pseudomassariella vexata is the source of this 1917-nucleotide messenger RNA. RefSeq names its product HAD-like domain-containing protein. Gene Ontology annotation, molecular function: phosphoprotein phosphatase activity. The transcript is spliced from 2 exons. The record is from RefSeq and is a predicted model, not a curated record. The coding region runs from base 324 to 1820 and encodes 498 amino acids. Lineage: Eukaryota; Fungi; Ascomycota; Sordariomycetes; Amphisphaeriales; Pseudomassariaceae.
AUACCGACAACCAUCGAAGCGAGGCCUGUGCACAGGCAGACCAGACCAGGAUGGCGGCGAAACCUCGGCAUUAAAAUUUCAAGCCGCGAGCUUGCCUCGGAGCUUCAUCAUUGCAUUUCACCACCCGAUAUCGUCGAGGGUCCGGUCUGACUCUAUUCCUCUCUUCAACUGACUGUUGGCACUCUGUCACCCGCGGCGAUCAUAGAAACGGCGUACCCAUGAUCAUCUGUUGACUGGCACGGUGUUAUAUAUCCCCAACCCAUUCAUUUGAGCUUGGUCCAAGCCGAGCUGCCCAGCAUGUUGUCCAGACAUCGGCACUAUGGAUGCGGGGAAUGGCCACCAAGCGUCGCAAUCAGGAUAUCUCACAAGCUCCGAAACCGUCAUCUCCGCCAGCGCAACCUCAGUCCCCAGAUGCGCAAGCGUCCGAUCCGAAGCCCGCAUCUCCAGAAUCCACCGAGGCGCCAUCAUCUGACGCUCUACCCAAAGAACCCGAGACACAAAUACCCGAGACCGCUGAUCAGAACCCGUUCAAGCUGCCCGAUCUCACCCAGGGCAUUCCUUCCACGCUAGAGUACGAGACUACAGGAGCAACGAAUAGAUCGGCGUUGGCGCAUCUCGGACGGGAUGAAUACGAUGCCGAGGGAGGCGGCCGAGGGAAGGGAGAGCUCCCAGCCUCCGCGUACAUCUCCUCCACGGAAAAGCGGAGGAACAAGCUGGCCAACCGCAUGUAUCUCGCGGCGCUGGUGUUGGGCGUGGGCAGCGUCGCAUGGCUGGGUCGUGACUGGGACGAAGAGGAAGCGCCUUCUCAUACGGAUAUCCCCAACGGUUGGACACCGGGCUUGUGGUGGAAGCGCGCCCACGCACGCAUGACCGACUCGCUUAGCUAUUACCAAGAUCCUGCUUUCGACAAGCUGCUUCCCGACCCGGACCCCAUGUUCGAGCGACCAUACACCCUUUGCAUAAGCCUGGAGGAUUUGUUGGUACACAGCGAGUGGACUCGCGAGCACGGCUGGAGGGUUGCGAAACGGCCAGGAGUCGACUACUUCCUUCACUACCUCAGUCAGUACUAUGAGUUGGUGCUUUUCACCAGUGUUCCCUUCGCCAUGGGCGACCCGCUCGUGCGCAAGCUGGAUCCGUACCGCUUCAUCGUCUGGCCCCUGUUCCGCGAAGCAACCAAAUACAGGGAUGGCGAGAUCGUCAAGGACCUCUCGUAUCUGAACCGUGACCUGUCCAAGGUCAUCAUCAUCGACACAAAUGAGCGUCACGUCCGCGAGCAGCCCGACAACGCCAUUGUGCUGCCCAAGUGGACCGGCGACCCCAAGGAUAAGGAGUUGGUGUCCCUCGUCCCAUUCCUCGAAUACGUCCACACUAUGCAGUACGCCGACACGCGCGAGGUCUUGAAAUCCUUCAAGGGCCAGCACAUCCCGACCGAAUUCGCGCGCCGGGAGGCCAUUGCACGUGCACAGUUCGAGAAGCAGUUCCAGGCACAGAAGCGUCCCCGCCCCUCCGGCAUGAGCACGCUCGGCAAUAUGCUCGGUCUGAAGCCCAGCAACAUGAGCAUGAUGGUUCCCGCCGAGGGCGAGCAGAGCGCAAGCGAAGCUUUCUCCCAGGGCAAGAUGUUGCACGAUAUUGCCCGUGAGCGCGGCCGCAAGAACUACGAGAUGCUGGAGAAGGAGAUUCGCGAAAACGGCGAGAAGUGGCUCAAGGAAGAGCAGAUGGCGCAGGAGAAGGCCCAAGCUGAGGCCAUGGCAAGCAUGAAGACGGGACUCGCGGGCUGGUUUGUGUCGGAUAAGCCGAGCAAUGCGGGAAAGCAGGCAUGAUCGAUCGAUUGAUUUGUAAGAUGGGGACGAGGGUUUGUACAGAUACGGUGGGAAACGAGAUGACCUUCUCGAUUUUUCCAAGAAAAGGCCGGUGCCA